Onthophagus taurus is the source of this 1752-nucleotide messenger RNA. RefSeq lists its product as uncharacterized. Lineage: Eukaryota; Metazoa; Arthropoda; Insecta; Coleoptera; Scarabaeidae. The record is from RefSeq and is a predicted model, not a curated record.
AUUAUCAUCGAUGUCAUCAUUCAUUUUCGCGUGCGUUUCGCGAUGUUGUCUAAAUUUAUAGUGUUUUCUACCAUACAAUAUAAAUUAUCAUUAAAAUGUCGUUUGUGGUAACACCGCCUCAACACCCAUUGUGUAACUGCAACUAUCAUGAAUCUUACGAUUUCAACACUUUAAGAAGACAGUGGUCUGAAUUGUCGAAAAAUUUUCCAUAUAAUAAGAAAAUGACAGGUGUCUUUGGUUUGGCUCUUUUUGAUGCGUGCAAUGAAAACGCUCACAACUAUCAGUGCAAAUGUAAAGAGCUGUAUCAUCAAUUUACUUCUGAUGGUUGCAAUGGCGGAAAAGUGUGUUCUUGUAAGGCAUGUAAAAUAGUAGGUGGUUGUGAUAUAUGUACACAUUCUGCAGAUGUAAAUAAUCAGAAACGUCUUAUUAGCGAAACAAUGUGUUAUACUUGCCCUUGUGGAAUUUCAAGUCCGAAUAGAUUAGCUUAUGGAUGUCGAGAGGCAGAUUAUACACAUGAUGGAACCAAAUUGAAUAAUAAACGAGAUAAGGAUAUAAAACAUUUAAAGCAUUUAGAGAAGGAUGGAAAUAUUACCAGUGAAUCACCAUCAUCGGUAAGAAGGAAUAGUUCGCCUACAAGAUUUUGUGACGGUAGUAUAUCUCAAGUGUUGGGGUUUAAAGGAAAUGAUCCAAUUUACAAUCUUGAUGAACAUUUAGGUACUGUUUAUACAAAACCAAUGAACAUGAGAAGUAGUAUACCCGCAACACCUGCUUCAUCAUCUCCAACCUCGCUACGAGGAUGUUUACGAGACCGUAGAUGCUCAGCAUGCGGCUGUUCGAAAUGUUCGCCAUGUUCGACAUAUGUACCAUGUUCAACUUGUACAUCUUGUAAUACUUGUGGAUAUAGACCUUGUAAUGGAUGCACUCCUUGUGGAAAAUGUCCAACUUAUCACGGAAACGGCAUGUGCCCUCCUUGCGUUCCUUGUCAACGAUUAAAUAUUGCAGAUAGGAUACAAAAAAUUUCAGAACAUAAUGAUGAGAGUUUAGCAGAAAGCGUAAUAGAAGCUAUACCUGAAAUUGUUCCAGUAAAAACACCAAAACAUCAUGAUACACCAAAACAUCAUGAACCACAAAAGCAUCAUGAUACAUCGUCAGAACAUCAUGACACACAUAGGCAUCAUGAUACAUCGUCAGAACGUCAUGAAACAUCAUCGGAACAUUAUGAGACUAAACAUAAAAUUGUGGCUAAUCCGGUAGAUAAAAUAAUUAAUAAUCCGUCUGAUAAAACAUCAACUAAAACGGUCUCAAAGGCAUCAGAUAGACAUUCUAAUAAAGUAUCCGAAAAAAUAGAAAAAUUUUCUUUAGACAACGAAAUAUACGACAGGCAAAGUAGCUCGUCAGUGAAAAGUUACGAUGCUAUAUCCAGCAAAUCAGAACAAGAUUCAACACGUUCGAAUCAUCAUCAUCAUAAAUGUACAUGUAAAUGCAUGAGAACGCUUUGUUCAUUAUUUACGUUCUUAAUCAUUUUAGCUUCCAUAUUUUUAAUGUGGUCAUAUACGCACCAAACAUGGCCUUUUAAACCGAAAUGUUCUUAUAGGUACCACUUAUACGCACCAAUUAAACCAUAUAAGCGAUAAAAUUGUUUCAUUGUUGUUGAAAUGUAAAUUUAUGUUAUAAUAACACUAUCGAAUAUUUUUAUAAGUUGUGCAAAUAUGUUCCAGCAAUUGAAAUUUAAAUCAAACGGCAUUAAUUCGA